UGCUAGUUGCAUCUGUCUCCCGGAUGGAUCAUCGAUGGAUCCCUGUGCUUCUUGGCUCUUGCCAGUAGGCACUAGCUAGACACAGUAGCCAAACAGUUUCUUCAGAGUUGGUUCAGUUUUGUUCUUGAGUGCUCUACUGAGAUAGAUCAUUUCCCAUCGAUCGAUUAAUUAGCCUUUUUUUUUUGUUUGUGUGCAAGUUGCAACAUGUAUUCGUUCUCAUUGAAUCUUGGGAUGAACUGUGCGUAUGUGGAUUCGUCUCUGGAUCGACGUUGAUCAGAUUGAAGUGUUGGCUCUGAUAUGUUUAGCUCUUUUUUUUGUGUGUGAUUUUUCUCUGUAGAUAGCUAGAGUUUCUCUGGGAGACAUGGAUGACUCGAGCCUGUUCAUGGAGUGGGCAAUGGAGACGCUGCAGCACCUGCACUCGCCACCGGAGCCGCCGGCGCCCGGUGGAUACUCCGGCGGCGUCGGCGACGCGUUUCCGUCGCUCCAGGCGCUCCGCGACUUGGCGUCGCAGAACGGCAUGGCGCCGCCGGAGCCAGCGGCGCACGAGGGGCACCGGGCCAGCAACAGCUGGAGCUCGGGCGACACGGACAGCGUGUCCGCCGGCGGCGGCCACACAUCCGCCGCUGCCAUGGAGCACGUCGACGGCUGGUCGCCGUCACCGAACUCGGUCAGGUGCGCACCUGGUGGCGGCGGCGGCCUCUGGCCCGUGAGCUGGAACUUCUCGUCGGCCAUGACGCAGCCGUGCAACGAGACCACACCGAACCAGGCGACGAGAGCGCGCCACGGCGGCGGGGGUCAAGAGACGUCGGCCGUGUCGCCACCGACACGGCGAGCCGCCUCAAAGGGCGGCGGCGGCACAGGCCCCUCGUCGGCGGCGCCGUACGCGCAAGAGCACAUCAUCGCGGAGCGGAAGCGCCGGGAGAAGAUCAACCAGCGGUUCAUCGAGCUCUCCACCGUCAUCCCCGGCCUCAAGAAGAUGGACAAGGCGACGAUCCUCUCCGACGCGGUGAGGUACGUGAAGGAGCUGCAGGAGAAGCUCAGCGAGCUCGAAGACCAGAACGGCCGGAGCGUCGAGUCGGCGGUGCUCGUCAAGAAGCCGUGCAUCGCCGCCGCCGCCGCAUCGGACGACCACCCGGCAGCGCAGGCAGCCGCGGCCGGCGGCGGCAGCAGGGGCAGGAGCUCGCUGCCGGAGAUCGAGGCGAAGAUCUCGCACGGCAACGUGAUGGUGAGGAUCCACUGCGAGAGUGGCAAGGGGUUGGUGGUGAGGCUUCUCGCCGCGGUGGAGGGGCUCCACCUCGCCAUCACGCACACCAAUGUCAUGCCGUUCCCGGCAUGCACUGCCAUCAUAACCAUCAUGGCAAAGGUGGAUGACGGGUUCAGCGUGACAGCUGAGAACAUUGUAGGGAAGCUUAACACUGUUCUCCAGCAGAACAGCAGGAACAAUAAUAAUACUACCGCAGAAGAAACCAGAAGCUGUCAACAACAAGAAACAGCUGCUAGCUAGCUUGCUUGCUUGCCAUUUGAUUGAUUCCAGCUGAGACUUGAGAGCAGUGUAUAAUUAAGCUCUCGAUCUGUCUCUCUCGUUGUGUGUGUGUAUGUAUGUGUGUGCUCGUACGUGAUGCAGCAGGCUACCACUCUCUGCUUGAUUGAACGCAGACAUGCACACCCCUGAUCGAUAUGAUGUGGUGAAUAAUAUUAUGCUGGUAUCGAACGAGAAUUUCUGCAUCAAAUCGAUGAC
This is a messenger RNA of Oryza brachyantha (malo sina), 1738 nucleotides long. RefSeq names its product transcription factor MYC2-like. The coding region runs from base 362 to 1504 and encodes 380 amino acids. Gene Ontology annotation, molecular function: protein dimerization activity. The transcript has 3 exons. The record is from RefSeq and is a predicted model, not a curated record. Lineage: Eukaryota; Viridiplantae; Streptophyta; Magnoliopsida; Poales; Poaceae.